This is a messenger RNA of Esox lucius (northern pike), 2600 nucleotides long. RefSeq names its product forkhead box G1a (gene foxg1a). The transcript is spliced from 2 exons. The record is from RefSeq and is a predicted model, not a curated record. Gene Ontology annotation, cellular component: nucleus. Gene Ontology annotation, biological process: regulation of transcription by RNA polymerase II. Gene Ontology annotation, molecular function: sequence-specific double-stranded DNA binding; DNA-binding transcription factor activity. NCBI's taxonomy places the organism in Eukaryota, Metazoa, Chordata, Actinopteri, Esociformes, Esocidae. Bases 166 to 1407 code for a protein of 413 amino acids.
UUUACAGCUUAGUGUCUGUGGCUCCGUAAUUAAUUGUAGCUAUCUGUCUCCUAUCGAUGUGUUGUAAAGAACAUGAAAUAGUUGUUUUUUUAUUAGCAGAGUUGUCGGCGUAAAAGAUUGAGACCCAACUGUGCUGCUGCUUGUUGCCAUUUUACCUUGCGUGUGAUGUUGGAUAUGGGAGAACGGAAAGAAGUGAAAAUGAUUCCUAAAUCAUCGUUCAGUAUAAACAGUCUGGUGCCUGAAGCCGUCCAAAGUGACAACCACCACAGAAACAUCCCCGAGGAAGAGGAGAAGAUUCCUUUACCUACCCUUGUGCAGGACGCAAAGUCGGACAACAUUUGCACAAAAAAUGACAAUUCCUCCAAUGAAACGACUUGCACGGACGAGAAGGAAAAACAGGAAGAGAAGAAGGAUAGCAAAGAGGGGGAGAGUGGUGGGAAAGACGGUGAAAAGAAAAACGGCAAGUACGAGAAACCUCCAUUCAGUUACAAUGCUUUAAUUAUGAUGGCUAUUCGGCAGAGCCCAGAGAAACGACUAACUCUGAACGGUAUUUACGAGUUCAUUAUGAAGAAUUUUCCCUAUUACCGGGAGAACAAGCAGGGUUGGCAGAAUUCCAUCAGGCAUAACCUCAGCCUAAACAAAUGUUUUGUUAAAGUCCCGAGGCACUACGAUGACCCGGGUAAGGGGAACUACUGGAUGCUUGACCCCUCGAGUGAUGAUGUGUUUAUUGGUGGGACUACCGGCAAACUUCGCAGGAGAUCUACCACAUCCAGGGCAAAGUUGGCUUUUAAGCGGGGCGCUCGUCUUACUUCAACUGGGUUGACCUUUAUGGAUAGAGCCGGCUCUCUAUAUUGGCCAAUGUCACCGUUUCUUUCGCUUCACCAUCCGAGGGCCAGCAGCGCAUUGAGCUACAAUGGAACAUCACCUGCUUACGCUAGUCAUCCUAUGUCCUACGGUACAAUGUUGACUCAAAACAGUUUGGGAAACAAUCAUUCUUUCCCCUCUUCCAAUGGCCUAAGUGUUGACAGACUUGUGAAUGGAGACAUUCCCUAUGCCACUCAUCACCUAACCGCGGCGGCUUUGGCGGCCUCUGUGCCAUGUGGUCUAUCGGUGCCCUGCUCCGGGACUUAUUCUUUAAACCCAUGUUCAUCCAUAAACCUCCUUGCAGGACAGACAAGUUACUUUUUCCCUCAUGUCCCCCAUCCAUCCAUGACCUCCCAGAGCAGCACUUCGAUGGCGGCCCGGGCUGCCUCCUCCUCAUCAUCAUCCCCCCAGGCGCCCUCGUCUCUUCCCUGUGAGUCUUUAAGGCCCUCUCUACCAAGUUUCUCUUCAGGACUUUCUGGAGGACUUUCUGAUUACUUCACACACCAAACUCAAGGGUCAACUUCAAAUCCACUUAUACACUAACAAAACAUCCCACAGGAGCAAGACUUGGGUGAAAGGGAAAGGAAAUGCCUUUCACCGGGCAAAUACUGACCAAAAACGGGUUCAAUCAACGUACGUCUUUUCAACCAAGAAAUGAAAAUGGAAAACAUGUUGGAUUUUGCAAAAAAUUAAGAAUUUUAUUUGACAACUUGAAAUUACAUCUGUGCAUUUGAUAGUAUUAUUUAUGUUUUGUAUUGUCAGAAUGGACAUUCUCUUCGGGCAAUGAAUGUGUUUUCUGUCUUGUAUAUUGUGAUGUUAAUAUCAGAAUUUUUUCCAUUGUAAACUAUUUCAACAUUAUUGCAAAUUGUAUGGACAUGUUCAGCAUUACACAUGACUACAACAUACUACAUCAGAUCAUGAAUGCAGUGGCAGAAUAUCUGAGGCCAGGUGGUUUAGUCUAAUGGUGAGACCCCCAGUUGCAAAUCACUGCAAUUAAUAGCUGAUUUUGAAACUGGCAAACAUGUUGUAGAAGGUGAUCAAAUUCACAUGGGAUGACAUUUGCUGUUUUUCCCAAUACCCAGUGCAACACAUUAGACCUUGCCACUGUUGUCAUGUCUGCCAGUCCUUCAGUACAGCUCCCAAUGUAAGUUCCCCUGUCAGUAAUGAGCUUUUAUGGCGUCCCCUCCAUCUCCCAUGCUCCCCAGGUACCGUCACCUGAAAACACGACAACAGAAAACUGCUUUUUUAGGGUUAGUGGUCUUGCUGUGAAGGUUUCAGAAAUUUGUGAAAAUAAAAAAGGCAUGUAGACCCUCCUUCUCUCCCCACCAGCUGAGCUGAACACGGAACCCGGGGUGACCCUGCCACCAAUUUUACAGACCAAUUAUCUACUUGGAAUGGUGGGAGUUGAACAAACAAACAGCAGCCCUGCUGAGCGCUGGCAGGUCUCUGGCUUGUGGGAGACCUAGGAGCCUCUCACAGGGCUUUUACACCAGAUCAAUUCUUCAUCACAAAGCCGAGCCAGCACCAGCUAUAAUUCUCCCUCCUCAUUCACCAGCCCCAUUCGCAUGGCCUCCACACCCACCACCAAAACCUUUCCCUCAUUGAUCACCUCCGUGCCAUCAACGCGAAGGACAAAGGAACCGGAAUAACCAUGAAUUCAUUUAUUUACAGAUGUAUCCAUUUCGAAUCACCUCAACCAGUGGGUUUUGAUGCUUGAAUAAAAUGUUUGUUUUUUC